Molecule: messenger RNA, 1347 nt
Organism: Abrus precatorius (Indian licorice)
Lineage: Eukaryota; Viridiplantae; Streptophyta; Magnoliopsida; Fabales; Fabaceae
Exons: 2
Coding region: 1-1347 (448 amino acids)
Source: RefSeq, a predicted model, not a curated record
AUGUCUCGGGAGAUUGAAGAUAGAGUUAUUGCUAGUGAUCCUAUAUGUGAUAUGGUCAAUGAUUUAUUUAGAAAUCAUAUAAGUCGCGAUGAAAUGCAAGAAAAUGAUGAUAUUUGUCCACAAUCAAACCAAGCCUUGCCUGAUAACAGUGCAGAAUUUUUGGAGUUAAUUAGGGAUGGUCAACAAAGUUUGUACGAAGGAUGUGAUAAAUAUUCAAAACUUUCAUUCUUGGUCAAGUUGUAUCAUAUUAAAUGUCUUUGUAAAGUAAGUGACAAGGAAAUGUCAAUGAUCCUAGAGCUGUUGGCUGAUGCUUUUGAACAUGCUAAUAUUCCAUCUUCAUUCUAUGAAGCGAAGAAAACUAUUGCCAAACUUGGUCUUAAUUACACCAAAAUUCAUGCCUGUCUGAGGGAUUGUAUGUUAUACUUUAGAGAAGAUGCAAAUAGAGAUACUUGUAAGACAUGCAAACAAUCUAGGUGGAAGUCCAAAGAUAAGGGUGCAAAUACUAGUACUACUAAUAAACGAAAAAAGGUGCCUACAAAAGUUGAGAUAUUUUCCUUAAAGCCACGUUUGCAAAGGUUGUUUAUGUCUUCAAAAACUGCUGAGCAUAUGCGAUGGCAUGGAUUAGAAAGUACUACUGAGGGCAUAUUAAGGCAUCCAAGAGACUCAAAAGCAUGGAAGAAAUUUGACUUAAUGUAUACUAAAUUUGUUUUAGACUCUCGAAAUGUACGCCUUGGGUUGGCUACUGAUGGCUUUAAUCCUUUCGGCAAUUUGAGCACGAGUUAUAGUAUUUGGCCAGUUAUGCUCAUACCGUACAACCUUCCUCCUUGGAUGUGCAUGAAACAGAGUUCAUUUAUCCUGUCGAUGAUCAUUCUUGUUGUGAUGUGGACUAUUAGUGAUUUUCCUGGUCUUGGAACCUUAUAUGGAUGGAAUACAUAUACUGGUUUAGCAUGUCCUACUUGUAAUUUUGACUCAGUUCCUAGCCGACUUCCUCAUAGUCGAAAGUGGUGUUUCAUGGGUCAUCCUCGAUUUUUGAAUGAAGGGCACAAAUUUAGAUUAGCUCGAAGACGAUUUGAUGGAAAUAUAGAAAAUAGAAACCCUCCUGUAGCAAUAACCAGUGCAUCUAUAUGGCAACAAGUUCAGAUGAUUAAUGUGGUGUUUGGAAAAGAUUUAGAUGUUGAAGGAAGGGCAAAAAAAAUGCAUCGAGUUAGUGGUACACAAGCUGAACCUUCACAAUGGCGUAAGAGGAGUAUCUUUUUUGAACUUCCUUAUUGGGUGAAUAAUUUAUUACGUCAUAAUCUUGAUGUCAUGCACAUUGAGAAAAAUGUAUGUGAUAAUAUACUUUGUUAA